Molecule: messenger RNA, 702 nt
Organism: Suillus bovinus
Lineage: Eukaryota; Fungi; Basidiomycota; Agaricomycetes; Boletales; Suillaceae
Product: P-loop containing nucleoside triphosphate hydrolase protein
Exons: 3
Coding region: 1-702 (233 amino acids)
Cellular component (GO): cytoplasm
Molecular function (GO): ATP binding; kinase activity
Source: RefSeq, a predicted model, not a curated record
AUGGACAGCAUUGCAGAAGACCUCGCCAGCUAUCUCGUACAGCAACUCAAACUUAAAGCGAUUGGAGAGCGGCUCUUGGUUGCUAUCGCAGGCGUCCCUGCAUCAGGCAAAUCAACCUUGGCUGAGCUGAUAGUCGCCAAAGUCAACGUGCUUUUGGCUGCUGAUAGUUCCACGCUUCACACUUCCGCCAUUUUGGUUGGCUUGGAUGGGUGGCAUCUCACGCGUGCACAACUAGAUGCUAUGUUGGAUCCUAAACUUGCGCAUGAUCGUCGCGGUGCACACUGGACUUUUGACGGUCCAUCUUACGUCGAGUUUGCGAAGCUUUUGCGCCAGCCGGCAACUGCUGUGAUAACUGCCCCUUCUUUUGAUCAUGCCCUAAAAGAUCCUACCCCUCAUGCCGUGACGAUAUGCCCUUCCCACCGCCUAGUUGUGAUCGAGGGUUUAUACUCUAUGUUAAAUCACGAGAUAUGGGAGCAGGGCGCACAGCUAAUGGACGAACGGUGGUGGAUACAGGUAGAUUUAGAGGAAGCGAAGCGGCGAUUGGUCAAGAGGCACGUCCUCACGGGUGUGGCUAGAGACAUGGAAGAGGCAAUAUGGAGAGCCGAGCAGAAUGAUGAGCCAAAUGGAAAAUUCAUUGCGGAAAACCUGUAUGAACCCACAAAGAUUAUCAAGAGCUUGGACGACCCCAAAUAUACCCUUUGA